Molecule: messenger RNA, 2119 nt
Organism: Pararge aegeria (speckled wood butterfly)
Lineage: Eukaryota; Metazoa; Arthropoda; Insecta; Lepidoptera; Nymphalidae
Gene: VGAT
Product: vesicular inhibitory amino acid transporter
Exons: 4
Coding region: 366-1979 (537 amino acids)
Biological process (GO): amino acid transmembrane transport
Cellular component (GO): vacuolar membrane
Molecular function (GO): amino acid transmembrane transporter activity
Source: RefSeq, a predicted model, not a curated record
GUCGUGCAGCCAUUAUACCAAACGGAAAACCUCCCAAAAAUGAGAAAAUCUCUCAUUUAGUUCAAAAUUAACGCGCAUAACGCUUGUAAUAUACCUCAAGUAUAAAACAACUCAAUCUAAAACAUGGGGGGUUUGGUAUCGUAAAAAUGGCUAGUCAAUAGGGCAAGCUAAAAACAUAUAAAGCAAUAUGUAUAGUGUUAAGUAAAGAAGUCUUCCAUUUAGAGUUAAAAGUGUACAAUUAAAAAUACAUGUCUUCCUGUUACGUCAAUUUUGACAUAGUUAUACAAUAGCGAUAGUUAAAGAAAAAUUGUGAAUCAGUAAAACAAUAAAGGUUUACACUAUACAGUUUAGAAAAAGUAUAGAAGAUGAUUAAUCUUGGACGUAUUAAGUUACCACCUUUCAAGAAUGUGCUGGACGUGGCAAUGCAGACAGUCAGGCAGCAAGUACCUGACAAACAAGGAGCACCACCUCGUCCUCCACAAAAUGUCCGAUUUGCUAACAUGGAUAUGGGGGAAAGCUGCGAGUUGUCAACGAUGAAUGAAACAACUUCGCCUACAUACCAAUCGACCAACCCUACCAACCCAUUUCUUAGCGGAGACCUCCAGGCCGAAGAUUCUUUCACCAGUUAUCAGAACACUUAUCCUCAGCAAGAUGGGGCUCCAAGGACGCAAAGCAUGCAAAGCGUUGACUUUUACGCUUCAUCAGAAGAAGGUGGUUUUGAAGAAGGUGGUGGAAAGCCCGGCGCCAAGAUUAACGAAUUCCAAGCUGCUUGGAAUGUCACCAAUGCAAUCCAGGGAAUGUUCGUAGUGUCGUUGCCAUUUGCUGUGCUUCAAGGAGGAUAUUGGGCAAUAGCUGCUAUGAUUGGAAUUGCCCACAUAUGUUGCUACACUGGAAAGAUCCUCGUUGAGUGCCUCUACGAAGACGACCCAGUAUCAGGACAACGUGUUCGCGUUCGAGAUUCUUACGUAAGUAUUGCUAAAGAAUGUUUUGGGCGCAAAUAUGGCGCUAAGAUUGUUAACAUCGCACAAAUUAUUGAACUACUAAUGACUUGUAUUCUUUACGUUGUUGUCUGUGGCGAUCUUAUGAUCGGCACCUUUCCUGAUGGUUCAAUUGACACCCGAUCUUGGAUGAUGCUAACUGGAAUAUUCUUGUUACCACUGGCUUUCUUGAAAUCUCUUAAAAGCGUCAGCAUGUUAUCUUUUUGGUGCACGAUGAGCCACUUGAUUAUUAACGCAAUCGUUCUCGGAUAUUGCAUUCUUUACAUCGGCGACUGGGGUUGGUCAAAGGUGAAAUGGUCAUUGGAUUUCGAAAAUUUCCCAAUCAGUUUAGGCGUAAUUGUAUUUUCAUACACGUCACAGAUAUUUCUGCCUACUUUGGAAGGCAACAUGGAAGAUCGAUCGAGAUUUGAAUGGAUGUUAAAUUGGUCUCACAUUGCCGCAGCGGCGUUUAAAUCCAUCUUCGGCUAUUUAUGUUUUUUGACCUUCCAAAAUGACACUCAGCAAGUGAUUACAAACAACCUCCGAUCUGCUGGUUUUAAAGGAUUGGUAAACUUCUUUCUGGUAGUCAAGGCAGUGCUUAGCUAUCCUCUGCCAUAUUAUGCUGCUUGUGAUCUUAUAGAAAGAGUAUUGUUCAGAGGUAAACCAAAAACGAUUUUCCCGCCUAUUUACGCUUUAGAUGGAGAGCUAAAAGUCUGGGGACUGGCUUGGCGGCUCGGUGUUAUAAUGUUCACAAUUCUGAUGGCUAUUUUUAUUCCCCAUUUCGCAAUACUCAUGGGAUUCAUUGGAAGCUUCACUGGGACAAUGUUGAGUUUUAUAUGGCCUGCUUAUUUCCAUCUCAAAUUGAAAGGCAAUCAGCUCGAAAGCACCACAAUCGCUUAUGACUAUUUUAUUAUCGGGCUUGGAGUGCUCUUUGGUGUUAUUGGGAUGUACGACUCUGGCUCGGCUCUAGUGAAGGCCUUCAAGAUAGGUUUGCCGUUUUAAUUAAAAGUAGUAUUUAGAUGAUUGUUGAACUAUUUUUAGAUUUACGCAUUUACUUCAUGUAUUAAAAUUUAAACUUCCGCACAGUUGCGAUAUGUCUAAAAUGUUAAAAUCCAAAUAUUUAGUCGGAUGUGAUUAAAAUG